Molecule: messenger RNA, 3735 nt
Organism: Danaus chrysippus (African queen)
Lineage: Eukaryota; Metazoa; Arthropoda; Insecta; Lepidoptera; Nymphalidae
Source: the annotation of a GenBank genome assembly
AUGGCAGAUUGUUCGGAAUCGCUUAAAAAAACCAAGUGUCGAAGUUCUAAGAAAGGACCGCAGUUGAAAUCAUGGAUUUGGUGUUUUUUGAUAAAGUGCUUAAUAAGUUUACCGUGUAUAUUUUCAAAAUGUCUCGGUGUAGAUAUAACAGUGGCGAUAUAUCCGCCAGGUGAAAUUAUUGUAGAAUAUGGUAAACCUUUAGAGUUAUUUUGUGUUGCUGAAAAUUAUUCAGCAAAUGACAUUAAGUUCCUAAUAGGUGGUCAAACGUUAGAAUCAGAGGUUGUAAAUAGUUCAACUAGAAGAUUGUACAUUAAAAAGCCUGAGAAGCAGGCAAGCACAUACUAUUGCCAAAAUACUAAAAAUCAAAAGAAAUGCACUAGCAGAGUACUCGUUGAAAGUCCUCCUACAGAUGUAACAGAUUUUAGUUGUAUUUCUUACAAUUUGGAAAUUCUGAACUGCUCUUGGACAAGUUUGGUAACACUCACUAGUAUGAACUAUUCUGUAACAUUCUCUGGCAACAACUACUUGGCUACCCCACCGUGUUUCUCAGAUAAAGUAUAUAGUGUAAUGAACAGGAAGAGAUACUGCUUAUGGAAUACAACCAGCCAACCGAGAUAUAGACAACAGGAGGAGAAACAAUACUUCUAUCUAACGGCAUGUAAUGUGUAUGCUUGUAAUAGUCAAAACUUCACAAUUGACCAUUACUCAAUUGUUAAACCUGACCCACCUUCGAAUUUACAAGUAACUGAAAAUGGUACUCACAGUGUACAGUUAAUGUGGAGUAUUCCUAACAAUAUGGCCGAUUUACUGCCCUGCGGUGUUGAUCAUAUAAUAGAAUAUCAAAUAGCUAAAAUCGAUAACACUACACACUUCCGGAGAGUCAAUGCAUCAUUCCUACCUCCAAAAAAUAAAAUUUACAGAUUUCAAUUGACAGACCUUCCAUAUGCUCAUAAACAGUAUGAAGUAAGGGUGUUUAUUAAGUCUAAAAAGGCUACAAAGAGAGAGUUAUGGUCGGACUUUAGCUAUGUUGUGUUCUAUACUGCAAGUGAGAGACCUAAAAGACCCCCCGAUACUGUAGCUGGUGCUUUUCAUAAAUCUGCAUAUAGCAAUAAUAGAGUGAUUUAUGUUUAUUGGAAACAGCUCGAAGAAUAUGAGGAGGCUGGAGCAAACUUUACUUAUAAAAUCAUUGUAUCUCAAGAUAAUAAGACACAAACGGUGUUCCCAGAUAAAAACAAGAGUUUGAGCUAUGUCAGACUUAAUGCUACACUUAAUGCAUUGGACAUCACAGUCUGGUCAUUAAACAACAAAGGCACUUCUCUUAACAGCAGUCACUUAUACAUCCCUGCUGAAAAAGACACUCACUCAUUAAAACUAACUUCAUUCACAAAAUUAGCGUAUGAGAAUGGAACUUAUGAGUUAUCAUGGGUUGCAAUAAAAAAUAUUGACAAUUACACCCUUUUCUGGUGUCAGCAUAAUGCAACACAGAUAUGCGUAGGAAGAAUGGAUUUUGCUGUUCUGAGUCCGAAUAAAAGUAAUCAUGUUAUUGAUCUACCGAGGGAAUAUAGAUAUCAGUUUGCAAUAUCUGCAAACAAUGGAUCAAAAACUAGUGGUAUGGUAUGGGCCAACUGUGACAUUUCAAAGGAUGGAUUUGUGAUGUAUGGUUUCCCAGUUCAUUUAAAAUAUGAUGCACCAGGGAAGUCACAUGUGACACUAAGAUGGCUUAUGGAUUGUGCUCUUCAAGAUGGUAUAAUUACAGGGUACAAUAUAUCCUACUGUCCUAUAGUUCAAACAAGCAGUUACUGUGACAAAUCUUUCAACAACAGUUACAAGUUCAUCUCUAACCCUAAGCAAAUGCAGGUUACUAUAGAAAAUUUAUUUCCAUUCAGAACAUACCAGUUCACUAUAGCCUUGAAUACUAUUUAUGGACAAAAAACUAUAGAGAAUGCUACUGCUGUUAUAACAACUUCAGAAGAUACUCCUACGAACCCUGUAAAUAUAUCGGUAUCCAAUAUAAGAAACACCUCGCUCGUUAUAUCAUGGGAUCCUCCAAUACACAAGAAUGGAAAUAUAGGAAAAUAUGUCAUCUAUAAUUAUGACAAGGAAUUGUAUGUUGACAGUGUGUCUGGUACUGACACAUCUCGGAGACAAGUGACAAUAACUGGCCUACAGGGUUUUACUAAGUACUCAUUAACUGUGCAAGCCUGUAACAUUCCAAUAGGUUUAUGUUCAAAAAUAAGAUCUAAUGACUCUGUAAACGUAACCACCAGAAUAGGUGCUCCAAGUAGACUAAGAGCACCAACUGUAAAAAAUAGCCCUAACAAACUACAAUGGGAACCCCCAGAAAUUCCCGGAGGCAGGGUGGAUCUAUAUGAAAUAAGAAGAAUCAAAGAUGAUCUUGCACCUGAAAUUAUUAAUACUACAGAAUUGUCAUAUCCCCUUGAGUAUUGUGUAGGUGUUGUAUCAACAGAGAUGUAUCAAGUGAGAGCAGUUAAUUUCGAUGUGACCCCAUCUAGAAAAGGGAUUAAUGAACCUCCAAAAGUAUAUGUAGGACCAUGGAGUGAAUCAAGUGUUGUUGCUUGUAGGACCAGAGAUGGUUUGACAAUGAUAUUAAUUAUCAUGGCAGUUCUCUCAUUAACAGCGAUAGUUGUAUACGGUUCUAUAAAGCAAUACAAAAAGUAUCGGAAAAUGGAGGAUAUCAAACCAGUCUUACCAAGCGGUUUAGGUAUUCCUGAAAAAGAUAUAUCCAAGUACACUUUCGGUAAUUGGAAUCCCACAACUAAAGAAGAAAAGCCCUCAUCUGAUGAAAUGUUACUAUUGCCUAAUUCUAAAACAACAGUUUCAUCUACCGACACAAAACAAAAAGACGACAACUGUGCUUCAAGUGAUCAUACAGAUAGCACUGCUUUAUCAGAGUCUUCAAGAGGCCCUGUUGAAAGACAAGCUUCAACAUCGGAAGAAGGCUCCGAAACGUCAGAGCAUUUAGAGGUAGUUGCCGAUAAAGGAGAUAACAGUGCUGAAAUCCAAGAAGAGGAAUCCUCAGCAUCAGAUACUGAAACUUCUCCAGAAAAUUCGCCUUACUUUAGUGAUAAAGCUUUCAAGAAAAACCCAACUAGUGGAUACGUACAACCGGUAGUGAGUACUACUUCCGGAUAUGUUCAGUCAGCACCAGCGCCAGUGCAAACUAAAUGUCCAUCUCAGAGUACUGCAACACAACCAGCUAGCAACAGUUACGUUAUGGCUGGCCUGCCACCACCAGUAUUUGUUCCUAACUCAGUGACGGCCACAAAUCCGCCCACUUUAUCUUCAGGCUACGUACUACCCGAAGACGUACAAGCCAGGUCUAUGAUGAAUACUAAUAAGUUUGGACCAUCGAUUCCAAAAUCCGUUGGACCAGAAAGUUUGCCAACGAUGCCUUCCUUGCCACCAGCAGCGAAACAAAGCGCCGACAAUAGCUAUAUCCAGUUACAGUCUUUAGACUCCUUGCCUAGUCUUAAGUUAAGUGAGCGUAACUCGUUCCCGAAACAGCCGUCCAGCGGUUAUGUAAGUCCGGCGGACGUCGUCAUAAACAAGCAUCUGAACAUCUUGACCGGCGGCCAGCACGCCGAGGAGUCUGCGAUAUUAGACCCAACGAUGUCUCCGGACGCAUACUGUCGCUUCUCCUGGAGCAAUGACCCCGCCAAUGAUAAUUUAAAUACCUUACUCAGCGAUUCCCCCACACGGACGUACAACAAUUGA